GGACCCGAUGGAAACUGGAGUUUUCCAGAAAACCCGUCGAAGAUCAUGUCAGAAAAUUCUGAGCAAAAAUACUUCGAUUUUCUUUUCGGUCUUCUAUUUCUGGUAUAUAUUUGAGCUCGAUCGAUCGUGUGCUUCACAUUGGGCAACAAGGUGAAAAAGGAGGGGGGGGGCGGAGGAGGGUUCGCUUAAAGGAAACUUCUAGAAAACAUCCAGGAAAACCACGAAAAGACAUUUUUUUAGGGAUCGGAAACCGAUCUGGCCCUCUUCUUUCAUCGUGGAAAAAGUACGUUUCGACGAAAAAGCUAUUGGACAGUCGAGAAAAUUUCUUUCGAUUAGAUCAAAAAAACAAAAGCAUAUUGUGAAGAUUUUUCUACGAAACCAUACAAGACUUUGUUAUACAAAUUGUGAGAUAUUUCUCAAACCAAACAGAUUAACUCUCACUAGAUUGAAGAUAUGGCUUUACUUGGUGAUGGAGAACUGAGUUGAUUUCGAGAACUACCUUAUUGACUUUUUGUGUUUUACUUGUGUUAAAAAGCCCUGCUUUUCACCAAGAAGAAUACAAACAAAAACUAAGUAUGGUUUUGAUUCAAAUAAUGAAAUCCUUUUCCAGCUUUACAAUGCGUGGUGUUUUGCUUCAGAGUGUAUGAUCAGUCUAAUCAUUUUAAUGCGAGAGAAUCAUUUUCUGCAGGUCGAUUGUCACGGCGUUCUACACGAAAAACGUCAACGUAAUUUACCAUUAGAACUUUUAAUUAUCGAUCGAUUAAAGUUCAAUUGUACUACCGAUGGAUUAUAUCCUGAUCCAAAUAAGGAUUGUUAUAUUUAUCAUUCAUGCUUAAAUGGUAUACAUGAAAUUGAAUAUUGUCAAUAUCCAUUAAUAUUUAAUCCAGAAAAAUCCAAAUGUGAUUCCAUACAAAAUGUACAGUUCAGUGCUAAUUGUCCACCCAAUACGCAUAGUUUCUGGAUUCAGCGUCGUAAAGAUUCUGAUAUGAAUGAACCAGGUUUGAAAAACACUGUUAAUUUUUGA
Messenger RNA from Didymodactylos carnosus, 1024 nucleotides. Lineage: Eukaryota; Metazoa; Rotifera; Eurotatoria; Philodinida; Philodinidae. The record is from the annotation of a GenBank genome assembly.